This is a messenger RNA of Chara braunii, 2614 nucleotides long. The record is from the annotation of a GenBank genome assembly. Lineage: Eukaryota; Viridiplantae; Streptophyta; Charophyceae; Charales; Characeae.
AUCUAGUGCUUGGAAGAGAGUGAGAGAGAGAGAGAGAGAGAGAGAGAGAGAGAGAGAGAGAGAGAGAGAGAGAGAGAGAGAGAGAGAGAGAGAGAGAGGGGGCAGCACAACUCGUGCCAGGGGUGUGGUUAGUCGAGAGAUAGAAGUAGAAGUAGAAGUAGAAGAGGUGCAAUUUGCGCCAACGACAUGGCGGCGGUCGGAAGGCAAGCGUUAGUUCUCGGAGCACUGAAGGAGAGGGUGACUCUCUUAGAGGCGCGCAUCGGCGAGGGAGACCCCGCGGACCUUCCGCGGGUGGCGAGCAUGGAGGGCGGAGGGGAGGACGGAUACGAGAACGAGGCAGGAAAUGGAAUAGGAGGAGAGAAGAACGUGAGGUUAACGACGAAGGGGGAUGGUCAGGUGAAGGCAAAGGGGGAAGAAGAUGUUCCUCCUGCACCUAGUCGACAAUCGGAGACGAUCGGCGAGAAGUGGAGACGACUUUCACGAUCAUUCUAUUCUCGAGAGACGACUCCCGCGCGCGAGUUCCGCCAGCUGUCUUCUACUCUGGCGGCGCAAUCUCCUCAAUCUCCUUCUGCUUCUACUCCCUCUCCUCCCCCUCCUCCUGCUGCUUCCGCUCCUGUCCAACCGACGUCUCCUAGAUUUACGCGAACGGUCUCUGCGCAUGCUGCGCGGCCUUGGGCCUCUCGUAAUAGUCCUCUUGCUACGGAUCGCAGCGAGCGAAGUAUGGUUCGCUCUCAUAGUUCCCAGAUGAUGAUGCCAUCGUCAACAUCGGCUAGGAGGGAGGUGGUCCUCGCUAGCGACGAGUGGCUAUCUACCACCAAGAAGACGUACAGAGCUGUGCUUGAGCUUUAUAAUCGAGUACGGAAGCGAACUCCAACCGUGGUGGCGUCGGACUUAGAGGGACGGUUGCAGAGACUUGACGCUCUCCAUCAAAAACAGCUCUUGGCUGUUGCCAUGCUCGAUGAGCGGUGUAAUGUCCUUCUCAACUCUUACAAUACGGCAAUUAGGUCCAUAGCUUGCAAGCUGCUUCAGUGGGACACGACUCUCUCGGCAUGGGAGGAGUCGAUUCAGAAAAUGGCGCCGCCGAAAAAGGACGAAAGCGGAUGACGUCAACGAAAUUACUUUCUUCUUUUGUUUCUUCCGCUCUCUGUCUUUCUCUCGCUGACCGGCGGAGUGAGCGAGCGAGCGAGUGCGCGAGGACCGCGCACGGCGGAACGGGGCGGGGCGGGUUGGCGGGGUCGUGUGCAAUUCGCUAACGUACCUGGGGGGGAUAUGAAUGAGACAUCCGUCGUUUCCCAUUGAGAAAAGAGGAGGGCAUCGCUGUUCUUGCUUCCACGUGGAGAGUAUCACGAGGAGGGUGCAGACCAGAUUGCUUGCUCCUGCCGCUGCCGUGCUCCUGUCACCUUUCUUCAACGCGCUGUUCUUUGCUUCCGGUUGCCGCCGCCUCCCCGACUCUUCCCAAUUCCCGCGGGACACUCCAUUCAUUCUGCCCUUUUCUUCCGCCUACGUCACGUCGUAGCAGCAUGGCUUGCUCGGUGGAAGAUAAGGGGGGAAGCGGGGGUAGACUGGGAGGAGGCGGGCGGGGGCGGUUUAUUACUACCACCCACCCACAUCUCGUCUGACGAUGUGGCCAGUGUAAAGUCCCCCAUCUGGACGGGACUGACGGCGACAGGAGGGAGAACACCCGUAAUGGAGGCACAGAUGAAUGUGAAGAAGAAGAAGACGUGGAGAGAGUGAUGACCAUGAGAGCUCAGGGCGCUCAGGGCUUACGUAUCUCUGCCCUUGAGAGGAGUUUUGCGAGGUGCCCAAGGUACAUGUCACCAAGAUUUGGAUGAAGAUGACCAAGGUGAACUGUAAAACAGAGGUGACGUCGACGGCUCUCGCCUCUGUCAACCGAUGUUUCCGACACACACACACACACACACACAGAGACAGAGAGAGAGAGACAGAGAGAGAGAGAGAGAGAGAGAGAGAGAGAGAGAGAGAGAGAGAGAAGAGGAGAUGUGGGGGCUAAUGGCAUCGUUAAUUGACGCUCAGAGAGAGAGAGAGAGGAGAUGUGGGGUCUAAUGGCAUCGUCAAUUGACGCUCUGAGCGCCACGUGUAAAAGAUCUCCCAUGAUUUGUAAGGGCAACGACACGUGUAAGCAUCUCAUGUGUGCCGAACCGAAUCAGCUCGAAUCGAGUUGGCGUGAUUUGGCGGGAGAAGCUGCGGGUGUUCUUGUCCCGAAUUAGUGCCCCAGCAUCACAAUAAAGAGUAUUGUCAAGGCAAGUUCUGCGGUCGCAUUCAGUCAUAUUAUUCCUGUAAGAACGGCCUUGUGUUCCAAUCUGGAAGAAACCGGCAGGAGACGGAAUUGGUCGGUAAUGGAAGAGGGGACGUGUGUGGAAACCGCAAAGGAACGGAAUCAGUCGGUAAUGGGAAAAGAGGGUACGUGUGUGCAAUGUACAGAGACAUCGAGCACGCCGCCACCUACUGAGUGGAAAGCUGGGCGUCCGCAUCUCGGACCCGACGGACAUGGUUGAAACCAGACCAAUAGGAUUGCCUUGUGCAUGACGGGAUCAGUAUCUGGGCGACGGGACUGGUCGCACGUGCUGACGUGGGAUAAACGUAAGCGGGCGUG